Molecule: messenger RNA, 4711 nt
Organism: Callorhinchus milii (elephant shark)
Lineage: Eukaryota; Metazoa; Chordata; Chondrichthyes; Chimaeriformes; Callorhinchidae
Exons: 7
Coding region: 498-3977 (1159 amino acids)
Molecular function (GO): protein binding
Source: RefSeq, a predicted model, not a curated record
GGAGACAGUGACGGUUGGAGGAAGACAAGAAGCUCAGACAUGGCGGAGGCGGUGAUCAGCUGAAGAGGGAGCGGCCCCGAGCGGCCGGACAACCCGGCGCUGAUGUUUGAUGCGGUCAGAGAGAGAGUAAGUAAAAUGUUUCAAGCCUGCGUUCAGGAUAGAAGCCAGUAAGAGGGAGCCAGCGAGGGAGAAAAGCAAGGAGUGUCGCUCGAAUGAUAAGAAGUUCAAAUGAAGAAACAAAAAGCUUUGAGGAGAAAAAUAUCCAAUUGAAUCAACCUCUCUCCACAUCUCACAAUAUAUGGUGAGUCGUUUAUAUGUAAAAGUAUUUGAAGUAACGGGAGAAGAGAAACUCACAAAGGUCAGGAAUCUACUUAUUUCACUGAGACGAACAGUGACAGAGACAGACAACCUGGGACCUGCUGCAGUUUAUUUAACAAAGAAGGGAACAAGGGAUCGCUUCUCAUCUUUUAGCAGUGACGUUCUGGCCUGUGUUGACGAUGGCAAAUGUGAGCACAGAGCUGGCGUGUUUAGGCCGUCCAUUCCAGUUGGGGAUGUUGUACGAUUGUCGCUCAGACUCUCUGAUCCCAGGUGUCACACUGUGGGACUUGGAAACAUUGAAAAAUAAUCUGGAUGUGCGAUCUCAGCCCAACACAGAGUUUAAUACCAUUGUCUCUGACUGCAUUGAGGACAAAACUAAUGCCCUGAAUGUCACAGCGACAUUGAAGGGGAGCUUUCUGGGUGGAUUGGUUCAGGUGGAAGGUUCUGCAAAGUUCCUGAAUGACAGAAAGGAAUCUGAGCAGCAGGCCCGAGUGACCCUCCAGUAUUCCACCACAACAACAUUUGAACAAUUGACAAUGACCCACUUGGGGCGCCAGAAUGUGUCUUAUCCCUACGUGUUCGAUCAGGGCACAGCAACGCACGUGAUCACAGCAGUGCUGUACGGCGCUCAGGCAUUCUUUGUGUUUGAUCGAGAAGUCUCUUCCUCAGAAAAUGUAACAGAUAUUCAGGGUACAAUGAAAAUGUCUAUUAACAUCAUCCCAAAGAUUGGAAUCCAUGGUGAAGGUGCAUUGAAAAUGAAAGAAGAAGAAAAAUCAAUUGCCCAGAAGUUGAGCUGCACUUUUUAUGGUGAUUUUGCACUUCCAAACAAUCCCACUACAUUUGAAGAUGCCAUGAGGGUGUACACAACUCUGCCACAGCUGAUGGGAGAGGAUGGAAAGCAAGUGGUGCCUGUCAAAGCCUGGCUCUACCCACUCCACCAACUUGACUCAAAAGCAGCUCAGUUUGUAACAGACAUCAGUAUAAAUAUGGUCAAUCGGUCCCAGGCUGUUCUGGAGCAAAUCAAUGAGGUUGAGAUAAGAUGCAAUGAUAUGAUGAAAGACCAAGUCAGUGAUCAAUGUCCAGAGAUAAAAAAAAAGAUCGAAAGGUUCAGAGCGAUGUGCGUGGAGUACAAACAGGAUUUCCAGAAAGUCUUGGCUAGAGUGUUGCCAUCGAUACGGGGAGGUGAGGAGGAGGAAGGGAAACUGGCAGAUAUUCUGAAGAACAUGGAACAAUCUCCAUUCAGAAGCCAAUCACUCAUACAAUGGCUGGACAACAAGAACAGGGAAAUUUCUCUGGUCAGAGGUUACCUCAGCAAAAUGAAUGACAUAAAAAUGGUAAAAUCACGCAGUGAGCUGGAUAGGGAGAUACUGGACAUGACCACAGUGUAUGUGAUCUGCUUCAUGUUCACAUCGCUGCACAAGGAAGAUUUGUAUUUGUUAGAAAUGGCCAACUAUCUUCAAUGUGAAACCACUGAGAAGACCCAGCUUGCAACAUCAGAUGAGAAGGAAUGGAUUUACUCAGUGAAUGUGUCCCGUGAAAUGAGAGAGCGAGCACGAUUAUUCCUGAUGUUUCACAAAGCCAACAAAGCGGAUAAAAACACAAAGUUCAUUGUUGCUUCUGAGCCAGACGAGGAGCAUGUGGGAGCUUCCAUUUACCUGUAUGAAGGGGGAGUGUUGGUAAGCCGCUGUUUCAAGCCUCUAGCACAACCACAGGCUCCCUCAGUUUGUAGAAAGACACACGACAGUAUAAAGCUACAGUUACAGGCACUAGACCCUGGCAAUGGUGAGUCCGUCCAGUUCUGGGUGGAAUAUCGCAAUGCCCAGGGGGAAGAAUGGGCAACUUCAAACACAGAGAUGGAAUCAGACUUAUGCACCAUAACUAGUUUAUCUCCAUACCUGGAGUAUCAGAUCCAAUACAGAGCAGCGUGUAGUCCACCUAGUGAUAUUGUGAGUGUGACAACACUGCCCACAAGUGCCCCAGAGAAGGUUACAAUGUGCCUGGUAGGGGAGUGUAAUGUGGAAGUCUCCUGGGACAUGCCUGCCCAGAUUGGACAUGGGGUCAUUAUAGACCACUACAAGUUAGAGUAUAGAGAAACCAUGAGCGGAAUCCCCAGCCCUGAGCCCAACAUAUGGAAAACGAUUAGGACGAAAAGCAGUGAACUUCUUCAUAUGUUGAAGGGGCUGAACCCCGGCACAACUUACACACUGAGGGUGUCUGCUGUGUGUGGACAGGUAGCGAGUGCACCCAGUCAGCUGGCCUCAAUAACAACAGACAAAGAACCAAAGUCAGGGGCCCGAAGGCCUCUCACAGGAAGCACAUUAAUAACCAGAAGUCAUGCUAUUUACAAGCUCCCAUUACAUACACAGAGACUUGGCAAGAAUGGAGAGCUUAUAAAAUACAGCUUUGGAAGCUGCUCACCCACACGGAGUGAAAAGACCAUCUUGCUUCUCGGAGAAAGAGAAUUUGGAAAAAACAGUCUCAUCAAUGCUAUGAUCAACUACAUCCUUGGUGUGGAGCAGGAGGACUCGUUCCGUUACAAAAUGACCGAGGAAGUAACAAACCGCUCCCAGGCUGAAACAUCUUCAAUCAUUGUCUAUGAAGUCAACCACCAAGAGCAAUUCAGGAUUCCUUUCUCUCUGAAUAUUGUAGAUAUCCCCAGAUUGGGGGAAACAUCACAAAAUAAGCAUGUGCCUGAAUACAUUAGAUGGUACAAGCUUUAUCAUCAGAUCAAAGGCAUCUUUUCUUCUCAAGAUGGUGUAAAACACAUCGAUGCUUUGUAUCUUGUUGUCCAAGCCUAUUUAGUGCAAUUAACUUCUGGUCAGGAAUAUCAAUUUAGUUCAUUUCUUUCCCUGUUUAGUAAAGAUGUGACUGAGAACAUCCGUGUACUGGUCACCUUCGCAGAUACACAGCUUCCUCCUGUUCUCGAAGCCAUCGUCCAAUCUGACUUACCAUGUCCCAAAGAAGACAAGAUGCCAGUUCACUUCAGAUUCAACACCUCAGCUAUGUUCACCAAUACCGUAACCUCUGGAGAGCCCACCAAUUGCAAUGACAGUGAUAGGGAGGACGAUAACUUUCACAGUAUGACACAACUCUUUACAGCUCUGAGCAAGAUGAAAACAAAAAGUUUGACGGGGGUUCUUCAUAAAGCUCCAGCCUCUCUGACUCUGGAUCCUAACACAGCCAAUCCCCGGCUCUUCCUGUCGCCGGACCGAACCCGAGUGAGACUCGGUUACAGUCAGCAGUUUCCUGACACCCCGGAGAGGUUCAGUCACUGGGCCAGUGUCCUGGGGUCUGAGGGGUUCACAUCAGGGAGACACUACUGGGAGGUAGCAGUGGAAAACAGCCCAUAUUGGAUAGUGGGGGUGGCCCAAGAGUCUGUGCCCAGGAAGGAGAGUUUCACACAUGAACCUGAGACUGGAGUCUGGGCUGUGAGGCUGGUCAAUCGGGAAUAUCAAGCUUUAACAUCACCUCUUGCACCCCUCCACAUGAGUGUGAACCCCCGGGUGCUGGGCGUGUACCUGGACUAUGAGGGAGGACAGGUGUCGCUGUACAACGCUGUCCACAUGUCUCGUCUCUUCACUUUCAUCGACACGUUCACUGAGAAACUCUACCCUUACUUCAGCAUACGGCGGGGCACCGAGCUGACACUGAUCCAAUAGCAGGGGCGACGGUGACCAUCAGAGAGGGGGAACGGGGUCCAUUACCAGUCAGAGAGAGAUAUGAUGGGGACCAAUCAGAGAGUGCAUACGGGGUGAGUCACCUGUUACCGGGCAGAGAGAGAUGGGUGAGGGUGACCAUUCAGAGAGAGGGUAUGGGGGUUACCGGGCAGAGAAUGGAGGUGAUGUAGGAACAUAGAAAAGGGAGGAGGCCAUUCAGCCCCUCGAGCCUGUUCGGCUUUUCUUUCAGAUCACGGCUGAUCUGUAUCUCAACUCCAGUUACCUGCCUUUGCCCCGUAUCCCUUAACACCCCGACCUGACAAACAUCUCUCCGCCUCCGUCUGGACAAUGUGAAUGGAUCCAGCAUAAUCCACAGCCAUUUGGGGGAGAGGGUUCCAGAUUCCCACUGGCCUUUGGGUGAAAAACUGCUCCUAAUUUUACUCCCAAAUGGCCUGGCUGUAAUACUAAGACAAUGCCCCCCUUGCUCCACGUUGCCCCCCAACAAGGGGCCUAGUUUCUCUGUAUCUACACUAUCGAAUUUCUUUAUUAUUUAAAAUCCUCGAUUAAAUCACCCCUCCUCCUUCUAAACUCAAGGGAAUAGAGACCAAGUUCAUGCAAGCUGUCCUCAUAAUUUAACACUUUCAGCCUUGGAACGUCCUCCUGAUGUGAAAAGCGCUAUACACAAAUGCUGUUUUGUUUUGUGUUGAGUUCGUGUCGCAAUAAAAUUGACGAAUGUA